This is a messenger RNA of Knipowitschia caucasica, 3189 nucleotides long. NCBI's taxonomy places the organism in Eukaryota, Metazoa, Chordata, Actinopteri, Gobiiformes, Gobiidae. The record is from the annotation of a GenBank genome assembly.
AUGGGGGGUAGGGGAGUGAUUUUUUGGGGGGGGGUUUGGGGGGUUGGGGGGGGUUGGGGUUGGGGGGGGGUUUGGGAGGUGGGGGGGUUUGUGGAGAAAUGGGGGGUGUUGGUGAGUUUGGGGGGUUUGGGGGUUGUGGGGGGGGUUUGGGAGUUUUGGGGUGGAAGGGUGGUGUAUGGGGGGGGGGUUUUAGUUUGUGGGGUUUGGGGGGGUGGGGGGGGGUUAGGGAUUGGGGGGUUGGGGUUGGGGGUGGGUUUGGGAGUUUUGGGGGGGUUGAGGGGUUGGGGGGGUUGGGAUUUUAUGUUGGUUUGGGAGUUUGGGUGGGGUUGGGGGGUUGGGGGGGUUAGGGAGUGGGGGGGGUUGAGUUGGGGGUUUGGGGAGGUUUGUUGGUUUGAGUUUGGGGGGGGGGGUUUGGGAGUUUGGGGGGGGGUUGGGGGGUUGGGGGGGGUUGGGAGUUUGGGGGGUUGGUGGUUGGGGGGGUUUGGAAUUUUGGGGGGGGUUGGGGGUUGGGGGGUUUGGAGUUUGGGGGGGUUGGGGGUUGGGGGGGUUUGGGGUUUGGGUGUGGGUUGGGGUUGGGGGGGGUUUGGGGAGGUUUGGGGGGGUUUGGGGGGUGGGGGGGUUUGGAGUUUGGGGGGGGUUUGGGGGGGUUGGGGGGGUUUUGGGAGUUUGGGGGGAGUUGGGGGUUGGGGGGGGAUGGGGGGGUUUGGGGGGGGUUUUGGAGUUUGGGGGGGUUGGGGGGUUGGGGGGUUUGGGAGUUUGGGGGGGGUUGGGAGGGUUGGGGGGGGGUUUGAGUUUGGGGGGUUGGGGGGUUGGGGGGGGGGUUUGGGAGUUUGGGGGGGUUGGGGGGGUUGGGGGGGUUUGAAGUUUGGGGGUUGGGGUUGGGGGUUGGGUGUUGGGGGGUUGGGGGUUGGAGGGGUUGAGUUUGGGGGGUUUGGAGGUUGGGGGUUUAGUAGGGGGGGUUUGAGUUUGGGGUUUGGGGGGUUGUGGGGUUUGAGUUUGGGGGUUGGGUUGGGGGGGUUUGAGUUUGGGGGAGGUUGGUGGUUGGGGGGGGUUGGAGUUGGGGUGGUUGGGUUUGGGGUUUGGAAGUUGGGGGGGUUGGGGGGUUGGGAGUUUGGGGGGGUUGGGGGGUGGGGGUUUAGGAGUUUGGGGGUUUGUGGGGUUUGGGGGGUGGAGUUGGGGUUGGGUUGGGGGGGGUUGGGGUGGGGGGGGUUGGGGUUGGGGGGUUGGGGGGGUUGGGGAAGUUUUGGGAGGUUGGGGGGGUUUUGGGGUUGGGGGGGGGUGAGUUUGGGGGUUGGGGGGGGUGGGGGGGGUUGGGGUUGGGUUGGAGUUUGGGGGGGUGGGUGGGGGGGGGGUUGGGGGUUGGGGGGGUUUGGAGUUGGGGUUGGGUGGGGGGGGGGGUUUGGAGUUUGGGGGGGUUGGGGUGGGGGGGUUGAGUUGGGGGUUGGGGUGGGGGGGGGUUUGGAGUUUGGGGGGGGGUUGGUUGGGGGGGGUUUUUGGGAGUUUGGGGGGGUUGGGGUUGGGGGUAUGGAGUUUGGGGGGUUGGGGGUGGGGGGGUUGGGAGUUUGGGGGGGUAGGGGGUUGGGGGGUUUGAGUUUGGGGGGGUUGGGGUUGGGGGGGUUUGGGAGUUUGGGGGGGGUAUGGGGGUUUUUUUUUUGUUGGGGGGGGUUUGAUGUUUGGGGGUUUGGGGGGGUUUGGGGGGUUGGGGGGUUGGGGGGGGGGUUGAGGGGUUGGGGGGUUGGGAGUUGGGGGGGGUUUGAGUAUGGGGGUUUGGGAGUUUUGGGGGGUUUGGGGUUUGGGGGGGGUUUGGAGUUUGGGGGGUUGGGGGGUUGGGGGGGUUUGGGAUUUGGGGGGGGGUUGUGGGUUGGGGGGGUUGAGGGGUUGGGGUGGUUGGGGUUGGGGGGGGGGGGUGUGUUGUUUGGGGGGGUUGGGGGGGGUGUGAGUUUGGGGGGUUUGGGGGGGUUGGGUUGGGGGGGUGAGGUGGGGUUGGUUGGGGGGGUUGGUUGGGAGUUUGAGUUUGGGGGGGUUGGGGUUGGGGGGGUUUGGAUUUUGGGGGGGUUGGGGGGGUUGGGGGGGGUUGGGUUGGGGGGUUUGAGUUUGGGGGGGGGGGGGGUUGGUUGGGGGGGGGUUGGGGGUUGGGGGGGUUUGGGGAAGUUUGGGGUUGGGUUGGGGGGUUUGGAGUUUGGGGGGGGUUUGGGGGGUUGGGGGGGGUUGGUGUGGGGGGGUGGGGUGGGGGGGGUUGAGUUUGGGGGGGGUUUGGGGUUGGUGGUGGGUUUGGGGAGUUUGGGGGGUGGGGGGUUGGGGGGUUUGAUUUGGGGGGGUUGGGUUGGGGGGGGGUUGGGGAGGUUGGGGGUGUUGGGGGUUGGGGGGGGGUUUGGAGUUGGGGUUGGGGGGUUUGAGUUUUGGGGGGGUGGGGUUGGGGGGUUUAGUUUGGGGGGGGUAGGGGGGUUGGGGGGGUUUGGGAGUUUGGGGGGUUGGUUGGGGGGGGGUAGGGGGUUGGGGGGGUUUGAUUUGGGGGGUUGGGUUGGGGGGUUUGGAGUUGGGGGUGGGGGGGUUGGGGGGUUGGAGGUUGGGGGGUUGGGGUUGGGGGGGUUUGAGUUUGGGGGGUUGGGUUGGUGGGUUGUUUGGGGGUGGGGUGGGGGGUUGAUUGGGGGUGGGUUGGGGGGUUGGGUUUGGGGGGGGUUGGGGGGUUGGGGGUUUGAGUUUGGGGGUGGGUUGGGGGGGGUUUGUGGUUUGGGGGGGGUUGGGGGUUGGGGGGGGUUGGGUUUGGGGGUGGGGUUGGGGUUUGAGUUUGGGGUUGGGGGGGGUUUGAUUGGGGUUGGGUUGGGGGUGUGGUGGGUGGGGGGGGGAGGGUUGGGGGGUUUGUGUUUGGGGUGGGUUGGGGGGUGUGAUGUGUGGGUGGGUGUUGGGGGGGGUUGGUGGGUGGGGGUUGGGGGUGGGGGGGUUGUGUUGGGGGUGGUGGGUUGGGGGGGGUUUUGUGUGGGGUUGGGGGUGGGGGGUUUGGUGUUGGGGGGGGUGGGGUUGGGGGUGGGGUGUUGGGGGGUGGGUUGGGGGGGGGUGGAUUGGGGGUUGGGUUGGGGGGGGGGUUUAUGUUUGGGGGUUGGGGGUGGGGGUUUGGAGUAUGGGGGGUUGGAGGGGUGGGGGUUUGGGGUGUGGGUGAGGGGGUGGUUGGGUGGUUGGGGGUGUUGUUGA